AUGCAGAAGGCCAGUGUUUGGAGCGAGAAGCGCGCGUCAAAGCCAGAUGACAUCAAGUAUCUUGAACAUCAAGAGAAGACCAAACUAAAGCCCGCUGUGAACUCGACGCCAGGGAUUCAGCCGAGACCAGCUUCCGCGCAGCAGAGUACUCCAACCCAGACCGGUCGUCACCUCCUGCGACGCAGCAUGCAGGUGGACGGCUCAGAGUCUGCGAAGACUCACACGCCUAUGACAAACUCUUUCUUUGUUCUCAAUGAUGUCGAGGAUUGCCAGAUCGAUGCUCAGCGAACUAAGACACUGUCUUCUAGACGGGUGAAGGAUGGGGCUUCUCGGUUGAUCUUGAACUCGUCGCCCAGCGUGUACGGCCGCAAAUCCCCCAGUCCUAUCUCCUGGAUCAACCAAAAUCCCGACUGGGUGAGCAUUUGGGACGACAAGCCCCUUAUCUUUCCUGCCAUCGGCAAAAACAGAGCUUCAGUCUACCGUGAUGACAUCUCGCGUCUCGAGGAGGGCGAGUACCUAAACGACAACCUGAUCGGUUUCUAUUUGCGUUAUCUUCAGGCCAAUCUGGAACGAGAGAACAAGGCUCUGGCUGAUCGGAUUCACAUCAUGAACACCUACUUUUACCCUAAGCUGACUGACGUGAAAGCGGGCCGGAGCAUCAACUACGAAGGUGUCAAAUCAUGGACAGCAAAGAUUGACCUAUUCUCGUUCGACUAUAUCAUCGUUCCGGUCAAUGAGAGUGCCCAUUGGUACCUGGCAAUCGUAUGCAACCCAGCCAAGCUGCUGCAGAGAACCGAUGAACAACCAAAAGCUGAAAAAGUGGAUCCCGCAGAGGGCCCCGAGGACAAGACGAAUGGAGAACUCAAUGAGCAUCCAGCCGAGGGGAGUUUGAUAUCCACUGUUGGCGAACGGGUCGAACAAAUGAGUCUAGAUGAGGACAAACCAGAAGAAGAGCAGCCAAAAAAGGAAACGCAGAAGGUCGAAGAGAAAAGUCUCAAAGUUUCGUCCAACAAGCAGCGGCUGCCUCGGAAAGUCAUAGGAACCUUGGCUCGAAAGCAGGAUCCCACUGAGGCUAGAGUCAUUACACUCGACUCGUUAGGCGUCGGGCAUUCCCCUACUUGCGGGAAUCUCAAGUCGUACCUUGUUCGAGAAGCGAAAGACAAAAAGAACUUGGAAAUCGAGCCGCCCGGCACCUUUGGCAUGACGGCAAAGGGCAUUCCUGAGCAAGAAGAUCACGCAAGUUGUGGCGCUUUUCUCCUUGGCUACAUGCGAGAGUUCCUUAAGGAUCCAGAUGGCGUGGUGGCCAGGUUGAUACGCAAGGAGACGCCGGAUUGGGAUAUUACAUCUCUUGCAAUGCGAAGCGAGCUCCGUAAUAUUAUCAUCGAAAAGCGAAAGGAACAGAAUGCACUGGCGGCAGAGAAGAAGGCCAAGCGAAAGUCGAAUAUUCAGUCACCUGCCACCGGCAAGUCGCCAGAGAAGUGUCAAGAAGCAGAGCUCGCUGCGCCAAGGACUCCCCAACCAGUGCUUGACGCGCCAAAGAACCCGUCAUCUACCGUUAAGGGAUCCCCGGCAAUUGCUCAUCUAUCAUUGCAUAGUCACGGCAGUCCGUCUGCAAACGAUGCAGUUGAUGCCGCAGGUGCACAUCCCCCAGCAGCCGAGCCUCCCACACAAGCAGUGCCCUCUACAGAUGACAAGUCUCCCAAAGACGUGGAACCUUCUCUGCAGAUUGAAGCUCCCCAAUCGUUAUCUACUGUUGCUGCGACUAGUGAGGAGAGUGGGUUGCUGGAACCCCUAAAAGAAAGCUCAGAAGGACUACGAACGCCAGUCCUCAUGCAACCGCACACCGCCGACAGCUCAACGCCAGCUCGCCUUCGGACCAGUCCGCGUCAUACCAAAAGGAAGCCUGCCAACGAUGGUGAUAUGUCUGGGAUGUUGCCUCCGUUGGUUUCUUCGCCAGCCAGUCCUGCCAGCGAGAAGAAGCCGGCUUCCAGAAGUACCAAGAGGAAACUCAGUAACAGCGAGAUUCUUUUGUGCCAACUGCCUUCCUCGCCAUCACAGUCUAACCGUCACAACGAGCUAGUCACUCAUCGAUCCAAGAAGAAAAGCAUCUCUCCAAGUCAGCAGCUGCUUGGUGAGAUGCAGUCCUCACCCGUGUCGACGCAGCGGAGCAAAUCAGCACUGGGAAAUGGCGGCAAAGUGGCCAGGAGGCCGGAGAGCAUCGUCAUCGAGGACGAAGCACCCCCCAAAUCAUCACCGCGCACAAUGAUGGACGGCCCUACUGUGACGAGCCGCUACUUCCCAGCGAAAGAACUAUCUCGCAUUCCUUCGUCGCCGUCGUCAGAACCAAAUGCAAAGCAGAGGCAUUCUAUGAGGAAUGUUGGAGAGGCGAUACCAAGUAUUGAGAAACCCGAGACCGUGGAUCUCACCGCCCAGUGA
Messenger RNA from Colletotrichum graminicola M1.001, 2436 nucleotides. RefSeq names its product Ulp1 protease family protein. Gene Ontology annotation, molecular function: SUMO-specific endopeptidase activity. The record is from RefSeq and is a predicted model, not a curated record. Bases 1 to 2436 code for a protein of 811 amino acids. The transcript has a single exon. NCBI's taxonomy places the organism in Eukaryota, Fungi, Ascomycota, Sordariomycetes, Glomerellales, Glomerellaceae. Gene Ontology annotation, cellular component: cytoplasm; nucleus. Gene Ontology annotation, biological process: protein desumoylation.